Sphaeramia orbicularis (orbiculate cardinalfish) is the source of this 3860-nucleotide messenger RNA. RefSeq names its product synaptosome associated protein 47 (gene snap47). The record is from RefSeq and is a predicted model, not a curated record. Lineage: Eukaryota; Metazoa; Chordata; Actinopteri; Kurtiformes; Apogonidae. Gene Ontology annotation, molecular function: syntaxin binding; SNAP receptor activity. Gene Ontology annotation, cellular component: plasma membrane; SNARE complex. Gene Ontology annotation, biological process: synaptic vesicle fusion to presynaptic active zone membrane; exocytosis; synaptic vesicle priming.
CAGUAUAUAUCCUUCCAAAAUGAGCAGGGACGUUCCCAUCCACAGUUGGCCCGGCUCUUAUUACAUCAACAGUUGAAAAGAUGGGGAAAGUGGCACCUUAUCACUCACCAGGACCAUGGUGCGAUUUGUCUCUAACCAGAGCAAGGAGAGUAUUGCCAGUUUUCGCAUCUCUCGAAUCAUGGAAAUCAAGAUGGAGUCAUCCAGCUUUAUUUUCAGUACCCUCACAGUGCUUGAGGAGGGCAAUGUGAAGCAUUGGUUUGGCUCUCUGAAGCCCAACAGAGUGGUGGUUUAUAAUGUACUAGAGCAUUUCUGGAGAGAACGCCUCCUGUCCCCCAGCACAGAAGCCCGUGGUGCUGAGAGUCAGCCGUCUAAAGGCAGAGAGCUGAUAAACUUGGUGGCAGGGGCUCAGAGGAGACUGGAGGACACCGGGAGAGUGCUCAGCCAUCAGGGAGAGCAGUUUGAUAAUAUGAUGCAGGGAUUGGAGAAGAUUGACUCUGACCUGGGCGUGGCUGAUAAGCUUCUGUCAGAACUGGAGUCUCCUUCUUGGUGGCCCUUUGGUAAACUACCCUGGAAGAUUCAGCAGGAAGCCAAGGCUGAGGAUGCUCAAGAGCUGCUGCAGCUGCAGUUGGUCGAGGGCUCUGGGAGGAACAAGGUGAUCACUAGCAUCCCAGCAGUGGUGUCCAAAGGUGCAGACUCAGACUUGAAGCCCGGAUGCUUAUUAGUCCUGGUGUCUUCGCUUGAAGUGCGAGACACAAACUGCCAACUUCUUCACCGAUUUGAACGGAAUGAAAUUGAUGAAAUCAGAGUACACAGUCCCUAUGAGAUCACUGUUAGACAGCGGUUUAUUGGGAAACCGGAUAUAUGCUAUCGGCUCCUGUCUGCCAAGAUGCCAGAGGCAAUGUCAGUGUUAGAGAUGCAGUACAAAAAGAAGGUGGAGUUUACUAGUGAAUUCACUGCCUUCAGAACAACUCCAGCUUCAUCUCCAUGUGACGCAGAAGGGACAAGCUGGACUCAAGGUUUGCAGCAGAAGUGCCAAGAGACAGAACUCCCACUGGAGGUCUCAGCAGGAGAGGUGUCCCAGCUGCAGGUGCAUGUCCUCCAGCCAUCUGUCAGUCAGGCUGAGGCCCAGGAACUCAAGCAGAUGCUGAUGCAGCUGAAGAACCUGGCUUUGGAGGCGGAGACAGAACUGGAACGGCAGGAUGAAGUUCUGGAUGUCCUGACUAGCUCGACUGACCGAGCAACCAUGCACAUAGAAAAGCACACCUGCCGCAUGAAACGACUGCUGUAGCUCUGAAAUACACUCCCCAUGACCCCUCUGAAAAAUGCACUGUAAGAGUUUUUCCCCUCUCCUUACAAGAAUCAGACAGUAGAAGAACACUAGGAUACAGCUGUAGAAUCGUUUGUUGUACGGUUUAAAUGCUUCAAGGCGAAAUGUGUAGCAAUGUUAAGGAAAGUCCAAGUCUAAUUGAUUUUUUUUUUACCUCCAGAACUUAAAUGGAUUUUCACAUAGCUUAAAAAAUUACCACCUUCACACAUCUUUUUGGUUGCCUAUGUCUGUGAUAUCAGCCUGUAGACACGAUGGUUUUUCGGACAAAAUCUUGAGUGCCUCAGUGCCUCUUCCCUGCUCCUCUACAGCAGUCACAACUUAUAACACUUCACUAGCUACUGUCAGCUUAGAAGUGGAGUCUGCUAAAGUAAGCAAACCAUCGGCUCCCAGCGUAACACAGAAUUUGUCACAAACUCCACAGAAGCUCAAGAAUAGACACUUGAGUCUACUGGCUGCAGUUUUCUGAACGUUACACACUGUACUUUUUAAUAGGACUUGUGUCUAAUUUGCUGGUUUACUGACAUGAUACGACACUAAGUGAUUUCUGGGAAGUCCAGUAAGUAUGAUCAUGGUGGUAAAAGUGAUGUCGCAUUUAACACAUAUUUUACUGUCACUUUCCUGAAAGAGACAAGUCAGUGCCUACAAAUGUAUGUGAUAUGUUUUUUUAGAAAACUGUUAGACUGUUAGUGGGAUAAUGAGUCAGUAGUCUGCCCUCUGUGCAUUCAGGGUUAGUAUUUGGCUACAUGGGCUUCGUAUGGCUUCCCAUUUAAGUAGCACAAACUUUGUAAAGUCCUGUUUGCACAGGAUUAGUAUAACCUGUGGGCUCCUGGUGAUUUGGAAAUGAAAUCCCCCACAUCACUGUUUCAUGUGGCACAUUUGCAUCGGAUAAGCAAAUUCCGUUUUUUGCUCAAAUUUUCUGACAUUAUUCCCAAGUUCAGAUGUGAAGGACAGGUUCAGGUGUUUAAAGAUUGAAAAAAAACUUCCCUCCUUUUUAUGUCAUCCAUCUCAUCAUCUUUUGAGAUGUCAGUCAUCACCAGUGCAGCCUCCAUCAGCCUCAACCCUGAAAAAGGCCAAAGAAAUGCAGAGGAAACAAAAAUAUUGAAAAUUCCACCAAAUCUCAUAGAGUCACACUGGUCUAAUAUUACCACAGGACCACUGAGUUCACUGAAAUACAGUAUGUAAUUUACAGUGGAAUUCUAUGAUUUACAGAUGUUUCAGAUUUGCAUUAAGAUCAUAGAUGACCUCUGUUAUCAUACAUUACAUGAUGCUCACAGGCAGUAACCGGUCCCACGCAAAUAGAACUAAAGUCACUAUUAUGAGUGAUCAUAUUGAACUGAUAUGCUAAAUCACAGCUAAACUUGCAUAUUUUAUUUUAGAAUUUAAAAAUGCAUUAUUAUUAUUAUUAUUAUUAUUAUUAUUAUUAUUAUUAUUAUUAUUAUUAUUAUUAUUAUGACAUAGGGAAAAGGGAGUAGUUUUUAGCACCUGAAUACCGUAAAGUCUGAGAUUCAAUGCAUUGUAGUUGGACUGAAGGAAGUGACGUCACAUUUUUGGCAAUGUGCAACAUACCGUUCAGACAUACAAACUUAAGAAAGUAAGGAUGGACAGAACAACCCUCAGUGUACAUUAUUCCGUCCAAAUGAGAAUAAACAGUUAGUAAAGGGUCUGAUGAUGCAAGAGAAAAACUACAGUCUGCCCUUUUCCAUCAUCGAUAAUGACUACAGCAAAAGAAAGGACAAUCAAGGAAAGUUACAUUUAUUCUUUGCAAAAACAAGCUGCAUGUUGUUAAAAGAGAGUUAAAAAAAUAUCCAUUAGAAUUAUUUUUAGAAUGAUAGAUGAAGGUUUCAGUCGCACUGUCACAGUGAAAUCAAUCUUCCUAAAAGUUUCUAUAACCAUCUCUGUCCUGAAGCCUGUCUCCUGGUUCUCACUCAGAUUUUUUGGACAUAGUUUCUCCGUGGUUUACUGUUGCAUGUCUCCAUAUUACUACUGUGUACAGAACUGGAUAUAUCCCAUCAUUAGCUGUAUUUAUCAAAACACUGUAAGUCCUGGGACUCAAACGGAACAGAAAGCAUUCGCUCUCUCUGCCUUUUUCUGUUGCUACAUUUUUUUUAUGCCAAAUAACUUACAUUAAGGUCUGCAUCUAAUGCAUAUGUCUUGAUAAAGAAUGAUAAUAUUUAAAAACUGUAAAUGACUGACCCUUAUUGUAAUUCUGUAACAUUAUUGUGGCCUGUUAUCUCUGUGAACUCGUACUGCGCUGUUAGUUGAAAUACCUGUAUAUUUUUUAAAUAUAAUUUCAGUGUGGUGUAAACGUGUCUUUUUGCUGAUAAUACCAAAUUAAUCUGGAUACUUUAUACAACUACACGAUUAACUGUAAAUAGAAGGGAUAAAAGUCCUUUUUCAUUUCUUCACAAUGAAAAAAGCAGGGAUUGUAAGUAACUGAAUUCUAAUGUAUGAGUGUUUUUUUUCCAAGCCAUCACUGUUGAAAGUCUGUGCAAUGAUAUUAGUUGCAAAAAUGAAUAAAUCUGAUCUCAUAACA